Chelmon rostratus (copperband butterflyfish) is the source of this 2409-nucleotide messenger RNA. It is a transcript of the gene atp1b1b, whose product is annotated as ATPase Na+/K+ transporting subunit beta 1b. The transcript is spliced from 6 exons. Gene Ontology annotation, cellular component: sodium:potassium-exchanging ATPase complex. Gene Ontology annotation, biological process: potassium ion import across plasma membrane; intracellular sodium ion homeostasis; intracellular potassium ion homeostasis. Lineage: Eukaryota; Metazoa; Chordata; Actinopteri; Chaetodontiformes; Chaetodontidae. The record is from RefSeq and is a predicted model, not a curated record. Gene Ontology annotation, molecular function: ATPase activator activity. The coding region runs from base 115 to 1020 and encodes 301 amino acids.
UGGAGAGCCUCACAAAGGGGCGAGCUGGAUUUUGAGCAGCGGGUCGGCGGUGACAGUUAGAGGGACCCUGCCGACGGCCGAGUAGAGGACCACCUCCGCGGGAAAUACAUCAAAAUGCCUUCAAAUAAAGACGACGGCGGCUGGAAGAAGUUUGUGUGGGAUUCUGAGAAGGGAGAGCUGCUCGGUCGGACCGGAGGCAGUUGGUUCAAAAUCUUGGUGUUCUAUGUCAUUUUCUACGGAUGCCUGGCUGGGAUCUUUAUUGGAACCAUCCAAGCCUUGCUGCUCACCCUGAGCGACUACAAGCCCACCUGGCAGGACAGAGUUGCGCCCCCUGGCCUUACACACACCCCACGAUCCGACAAAUCUGAAGUGUUCUUCAACCUCAAUGAUGUGGGGACCUAUCUGCCUUACACCAAGGCCUUGAAGGACUUCCUUGCCAAGUAUGAUGAAGAAAUUCAGAGAGACCAGAUGAAGUUCGAGGACUGUGGAGAUGAACCUGCGGAGUACAAGAAUCGAGGUGACCUGGAGAGCGAUAUUGGCAUCAGGAAGGCCUGCCGCUUCCCCAGGGCCGUGCUGGGACCCUGCUCUGGCAUUGAGGACCGCGAGUUCGGUUUCAAGGAGGGCAAGCCCUGUCUGAUUGUAAAGCUCAACAGGAUUGUCAACUUCCGUCCAAGGCCUCCUACCUCUAAUGAAAGUAUCCCUGAAGAUGCUCAACCCAAGGUGCAGCCCAACGUUAUCCCUAUCUACUGCACCAACAAGAAAGAGGAGGAUGCUGGUAAAAUUGGGGAGAUUAAGUACUACGGAAUUGGUGGUGGCUUCCCCUUGCAGUAUUACCCCUACUAUGGCAAGCUGCUGCACCCUCAGUACUUGCAACCGCUGGUGGCGCUGCAGUUCACCAACCUGACCAUGAACACUGAAUUGCGCAUUGAGUGCAAAGUGUUCGGAGACAACAUCAUGUACAGCGAAAAGGACCGCUACCAGGGACGCUUUGACAUUAAGAUCCAGGUUAACAGUUUAUGACCGCCAUCAGGACUAUAGCACUUUCCCUGACUGCCCCUCCCCCCAGUGCCCCCCUUGUCCUUAACUAAAUAUCAAUCUAAUGUAGGAGAUGAUAAUUGAGGGGGUGAGGCUGUAGCGGUUAAGUCAAUCACAACUAGUCUUGAAUGAAUAAAUGAAGGAAAAAAACGUAUAGGGGACCGAUGUGUAAUCUGUCUGCUUCCAUCACUAGCUUCUACACUUCUGUCUAGCAUUAAAAUGUAAUUUAGAGGAAAAGUAGCAAUAGGCCUAAUAAAACUAUUUAUUCUGCUGUAAAUGAGACUUUUCCACAAGCCAUGGGACAUUGUUCAUUGACGACUCUCUGACGUGUAGCGAGCUGUGUUUGUCCCCUCUGCAUAUCGCUGCCUUGUGUGGUUUCAGUAGAUAUUUUUGGAGUGUGCAGUAGUCGCAAAAUCUGGUCCUUCCAAACCAUGCAGUUCCUUUUUUCUGCAAGCAAGCUUUAGCAGUUGUAGAUGCGUGUGUGUGUGUGUGUGUGUGUGUGUGUGUUUGUAUGAACGCACACUCCCACUUACUUAAUGAUUGAAAUAGUUUGAAAUGGUACACUCUUCUGAUCUGUGUAAGGAAAAGGCUGCACUCCAGGGAAUUUCUUUCCUUUUUUUAUUUGUCUUUUACAUGUGAUCAUGUUAGACUCUUUUUACUUUGCCUUUUUUCUUUUUGUGCCUGUUAAAUCACUUAAAUGUAUGAAGGGGUUUUAUUAUUUGGUUUCAUUCCCUUUGCUUUUGAUUUCGCCUUGAAUGUAGUAGACUUGUGUGUCCGGCCUGUUCGACACUGGCCUGCUUUAAUUGCAGCAGUGCUAACAGAAGUUUUUAAGAAGUAAGGUUUUUUUUUUUUUCUUGGAUUCAUCACAGCAUUGUGAUGUAACUCUCUGAAUGUUAUAGCCAUUAACCAUGGUGGAACGAUUUUAUAUUUAUGCAGUUGUACAUUUUGUUUCUUUGCAGAAUAUUGUAUAAAUGCAAUACCAAAGUGACGAGUUGAACAGAGUCUUUACCAGAAGCAGUGCAGUACUUGUUUUUAGAAUCUCAUCAUGUUACGUGCUAAAGUCUGUGUCUCGCCUUGCAACCUUCCAGUAGUGAACUCUCAGUUUGUGUUUUGGCCAUGAAUGUAGUUAGGUGUAGAAUGAGCAGGUAACAGGCAGUUUAAUUCCACAAUGACCUGAUGGUCAUGCAUUUCAAAAAAAGUUCUUAUAGAGCUCAGUGGCUUUAGAUGACUCAUGAUGUUGGCUUUAAUAUUCCAAAGGAUCUCAUGUUGAUGUAGACACUUGAAUUCAACUCCAACUCAGUCAACUUUGCAUUAGUUCAUCCACCUUUGUCAUUUAUCAAAGAUAGAAACAAAUAAAAUCAUAAUGGACCUUUA